Cyclopterus lumpus (lumpfish) is the source of this 1912-nucleotide messenger RNA. RefSeq lists its product as uncharacterized. Lineage: Eukaryota; Metazoa; Chordata; Actinopteri; Perciformes; Cyclopteridae. The transcript is spliced from 5 exons. The record is from RefSeq and is a predicted model, not a curated record. Bases 257 to 1387 code for a protein of 376 amino acids. Gene Ontology annotation, cellular component: plasma membrane.
CCUGAUUCAAAUGCGACAUCCUGCCCACAGAGAGCUUCUUUGGCUUGUCGUUACACGCCAUGCAGUCUCCUCCUGCUCGGCGAACAGCGCAGCUCUGCUACCCAACUUGACCUGACCCGCUGUAAUCCACAAAGUCCUUUUUUAUCUGCGGCCAGAGAGAGAGAGAGAGAGAGAGAGAGAGAGAGAGAGAGGGAGAGAAAGAGAAAGAGAGAGAGAGAGGGAGAGAGGGAGAGAGGGAGAGAGGGAGAGUCUGUGGAUGAGAAGCUGUCCACUGGAAGGUAGAGAGGCGAACAGAAGCUCCACGGAGUCCCGACUUGUUUACCCCGCACCGGGCACCGAGGAGCGCCGCGGCGCAGUCUUUUACGCACAAACCUAUAGAGCCGACUUGGGGGUGGUGGGGUGGGGUGGGGGGAGAGAGGGAGAGGCUCGUCUGUCCGUCGCCACCAUGUCAGGGGCAACAGCUUCCGUGGCAGAUGUGUCCAGGACGGUUUUUACAAUCAGAGAUGAAAGCCGCGGCCGGAGCAAGUCAGAUCAGACCCAGGCUCAGUGCACGCCCAUGCCCCUGCCGGCCCUGGGCACCCAGAGGAUCAUCCAGGGCAACGGCACCACCGUGGGCACAGUCAUUUCCCUGCAGUGCCCAGACAAACACACGCUUGUGGGGAGGCAGCUGAUGUGUGUCAUGGACACCAACAGCACCCACUGGGUGGGGGACACCUACUGUAAACCGUUGUCUCCCUUCGAGGACUACGGUUUCCGCGUGGCCGUGCUGGCGUCCAUCGUAAGCUUGGCCAUCAUCUUCUUCAUGUCCGUGGCCUUCAUCACCUGCUGUUUGCUCGACUGCAUCAAAGAGGACAAGAGGAAAAACCACGAGAGCACAACGGAGUCCGAAAUGUGGCAGUGGGAGGAGCAGCCCCAACAUCAGGGGGACAACAGGUCUCGCUACAGCCACAAAGGCAGGAACAACAACAACAACAACACCCAGGACAAAGCGCAGUCCCUUUGGGACACCGAGACCCCGGCCGCGUGUGACGACACACGAGCCUGCAGAGGUCAUCAGCUGUACGCACACGGUCCCGCCUGCACAUAUGGGCCCACUCCCCCACCGCUUUCGACUCUCCCCGGCUAUGACUACAACCGGCCUCUCUUACCCAGAAGCCCAGGAUCCGCAGAGGUCUCGGGUCCGCCUGAAUACAACGGACCUCCUCGGUCCCGUCAGACUACGAACCCGGGUCCGCCCCGGGUCUCGGUGGCGAGGCCCGGGUCGGUGCGGCCGUACGGAGGACGGCACGGCGGCUUGCCGGGAGGGAACCCAUCCACCGCGGAUGAGUCCAGCACGAGGAACGUGAGGCCCGCCAGAGACUUUUCCAUUCGGAUUAUAUCAGUGUGAGGGACGCAGGACGCAGGAGGGGAAAAAAACACCAAGAACUUGUUUACUGGCCAGAAUAUGUCGGCCUGUACGGCGAAGACUACGGGAAGAAAUAACUGAGCGUUCCUGAUCUUGUUGUCAUGAUGAAAUCUGCAGUUCUGCACAGUGAGAAGGCUCAAUAGGACGGAUUCAUGUGCCUUUUGUAAACUGCAAUGACGCACUGCCCUCUGUCUGCAAAGUGGAGCCGGUGCACCUUCAGUACGCCGGCCCUUUCUUAGGUGACACUCCCUGUAAUUAGAAGGUCCAGGGACCUCAAAUGAGCUUUUCAGAAACCCAUCAACGUGUUAUGUUUUGGUUCAAGUUAAGAUUAAGGUGUUUAAUAGACGUCGUAAGCAGUUGAGGACGUUGUCUGAGAAACUCAUCUCAGUGCUACAAGUCCACCUUGUUGGUUGAGGAGAGCAGCUGAAAAACACUGGCUGGUAUGUAAAUAUCUUCUUCUUUUUUAAGAAUGUAAAUAAAUAAAUAAAUAAAGACUUCUACUGAUAA